Molecule: messenger RNA, 1606 nt
Organism: Lindgomyces ingoldianus
Lineage: Eukaryota; Fungi; Ascomycota; Dothideomycetes; Pleosporales; Lindgomycetaceae
Product: cytochrome P450
Exons: 9
Coding region: 1-1521 (506 amino acids)
Molecular function (GO): heme binding; oxidoreductase activity, acting on paired donors, with incorporation or reduction of molecular oxygen; monooxygenase activity
Source: RefSeq, a predicted model, not a curated record
AUGGCACUCAUAUCUCUUGCAAGCCCGAUAUUUGCAUUGACCGUUGUUUCUCUUGUUUACUUUAUCUGGCUCGCGUUCUAUCGCCUCUGCUUCUCGCCCUUGGCACGAUUUCCUGGGCCCAAACUUGCUGCCGCUACGCGAUGGUAUGAGUUCUAUUUUGACUGGUGGCUUGGGGGGAAAUUUGUCUUUGAGGUCGAAAGAUUGCACAAUGAGUUUGGCCCCAUAGUUCGGAUCAACCCUGACGAGCUGUCCAUAAACGAUCCAGACUUCUACAACGAGAUAUAUGUUACCGAGUAUCGACGUCGUACUGAGCAUUAUGAUGUCUUUGCCAAGGGCAUCGACUUUGAUGGGUCAUUCUUGCUCACCAAAGACCAUGAUUUACAUAGAAAAAGACGAAGGCCAUUCGAGCCUUUCUUUUCCAAGAAAGGUAUCUCGUCUUUUCAGCUCAUUCUGGCUGAGAUUGCUUUGAAGUUAGAGUCUCGCCUUUGUGCCCUCGAAGGCACAGGACAGAUCAUUCGUCUUGACCACGCUUUCUCCUGUUACUCUGGAGACAUAAUGAGCAGGAUAUGUUUGGGGAAGGAUGAUUCCCGACCAAAUUUUCUGAGCGACCCAGACUUUUCACCGGGGUGGUACAAUGUUGUUCACAAGAUGGUGGUUCAAACCCCGUUGUUCACAGCGUUCCCAUGGCUCAUUCGCAUCGUCAGCACUGUGCCUCAGAAUUUGCUCCUAUGGGCAUUUCCCCAAGGUCAGGUGUUCAAUACGUUUACUCAAGAAGCAAGACAACACAUCAGGAAGAUUCUUUCUGAAGUCUCGGAUAAGAGAACAAAAGCCUCCGUGUUCCACACAAUUCUCACUAGCGAUAUGCCCGAAUCAGAGAAAACCGAGGAUCGUCUUACAAAGGAAGCACAAUCAAUGCUCGCGGCGGGGACUGUUACCACGGCGCGCACUAUUGUCGUGGCGACAUAUUAUAUCCUUUCACAACCCAACCUCCGGUCGCGCCUAGCAGCAGAGUUGAGUCAAACAAUGUCUUGUUGGCCUCGUCAUUCACCAACAUGGUCCGAGCUAGAGAAACUACCAUUACUGCAAGCCAUCAUCAAGGAAACGCUAAGAAUCAGCUACGGAGUUAUGCAUCGAUUACCCCGAAUCUCACCUCACGAGCCCAUUUUCUAUAAAAACUAUUUCAUCCCAGCAGGCAUACCCGUUGGAAUGUCUGCAUACCUGAUGCACAGCAACCCAGACAUUUAUCCUUCACCGCACAGCUUUGUCCCCGAUCGCUGGAUUGGCGACAUCGAUCCAGCCAUGAAUCGCAGCUGGGUUCCCUUUUGCAGAGGUUCGCGAAAUUGCAUUGGAAUGAACUUAGCAAUGGCGGAGAUGAGUCUCAUUUUGGCGGUAUUAUUCCGGCCCAACAGUCCCAAGCUGGAGCUCUUUGAGACCGAUGAGAGUGACGUGACGCUCGUGCAUGACUUUUUGAUACCGCUUCCAAGGCUAGAUACGAAGGGUGUUCGAGCGACUGUGGGCUGACUCGCGAGCUUUGCGGGUUCACGAUCUAGGGGUUGGUCAUGCCGGGUUCUGAGAAUUGGGCCAGUGAUCCACUACCUACCUUUCC